AUGGCGGAAGAAGCGCAAGUGAAGCCGGAGGAGGACGAGGAGGAAGACCAGGAUGACAGUGAUGAGGAGUUUUCAGACCUUGAAGAUGAAUUCAGUUCAGGCAGCUCACAGUCAUCGUCCUACAGUGUGUCGAGCAGCGACUCUGAGUCGGUGUCCACUGGCACCAGCCAAGGAGAAGUGGGUGAAGCUUUGCAGGAUGUGGAGGAGCUUGAGGUCGAAGAAGGAGAGGAAGAAAAGGAAGAAAAGGAGGAGAAAGAGGAAGAGGAGGAGGAGGAGGAGGCGGAACCGGUCGAUUGGACUUUGCGGCGUCUUGCAAGGCCGCGCAGAGAGCCGUCAUGCUGUACCCAGCGCUGGGCACCUGUUGAGCUACAAGCGCUGUCUUCAGGUGAAACGAUUGCGCCAAAGCCGCGCGAACUUCGAAGUGCCAAGCAGUCCCUGGUGGCGAAACUCCUCUGUCGCUGGUGGUAUGUCCUUCCAGACUGGCCGCCCCCUGACUUCGACUAUGUGGCUGCCCUGGCAGAGCGAGGCUACCGGGAGGUACCCGUGAGUGACUUUGAGACUGCCGAAGAGAUGGACGGCAACUUGAGGAAGGCUUUUGCCUUACCAAAUGGCUACAAGGGCCUCUACCGCGACGAGCAAGGAGCAGUCAUUGACGUUCGGCCCGUGGAGGGCCGGCCCUCCUACGAUCAGCUGAUGUGUAGGACCUGCGACCGGAUGGGGCCAGGGGCUCGCCUGAAACGAUGGGGGAAGGGGUUGGCAGAACCAGAUUUUUCUUUUCGAUUUCCAUCUGGGUUUGAAAAUCAUGGAUUAACCAUGGAUGGAAUAGGAAAAACCAUGGAUUCCAUCAUUAACCAUGGAUUAACCAAUAGCUAUUGA
Messenger RNA from Cladocopium goreaui, 876 nucleotides. Lineage: Eukaryota; Dinophyceae; Suessiales; Symbiodiniaceae. The record is from the annotation of a GenBank genome assembly.